Molecule: messenger RNA, 555 nt
Organism: Cladocopium goreaui
Lineage: Eukaryota; Dinophyceae; Suessiales; Symbiodiniaceae
Source: the annotation of a GenBank genome assembly
AUGCUUUUGGCGACGUUGGAGGCAAUCAGAGUGCUGGAGCUGGAGGAAUCCAUUGAGCAUUGGAUCAAGGUCAGCUUCGCGACAGUGCAUGCGAGUUUCGGUGCCUUCAGUGAUGUCCGAAGCAAGGUCUUCGCAAAUCGAGGAGCGACGCUUGCCCAUGUGGCUACUCGAAGGCCACCACACGCGUUCAACUUUCUUCGUCAGAUCAAGAUCUUGCAGAAGACCGGAGCAAACGGGGGCAAACAGCAUUUCCAGGACUCAUAUGAGAUUGAGGUUGGCUUUGUGCAGGACUGGGAGCAGGCAGCUGGAGUGGCAAAAGCCUUCAAGCUGGGAAAGCUCGAAGCUGAAGCUGUGAGCCAGCUUCAAACCAAUAUCCCGAAGCACGUAGUGGACAAUCUAGCCAAUGCUGUUCGCAUUCGUGGGCUUACAAAGCUGAUCACACAUGAACUGAUUGCCAAAGAGGUUUUCUCCUCGAAUUGGUCUUCUGGAAUUGGGCAGUUAGAGAGCUGGAAAGAGGAAUUGAGGAACGAUCCAGACCACAAGCUUGUCACCUGA